AUGGGCGACAUCAAGCUGCAGCCAGCAGAGAGCGGACAUGGACUCGAUGAGUCCCCUCACCAGGACAUCCAGCAGGGACAAUGGUCACGCGCUGGCUCGUUAGAGAAGCGGGAACAGAGGCUCACUGGAGACCUGGAGGUGAUCUCCAGAGUGAGGGUGAACACUCAGGCCGUCCAGAAGAGAGCCCAGCACCUCCAGGCUCAGAAGAUCCCCAGGAAGCAGUUCCAGACUGCGUGGCUGCUGAAGGCCGUCACCUGCAUCGACCUCACAACUCUAUCUGGAGACGACACGCCGUCCAACGUGCACCGGCUGUGCAUGAAGGCCAUCCAGCCAAUCAGAGCCGACCUGCUGGAGGAGAUUCACAUGCACGACAAAGGAGUGACAACAGCAGCAGUGUGUGUGUAUCCAUCACGAGUAGCCGAUGCCGUAAAAUCUCUGAAAGCAGCCAACUGCAGCUUACCUGUGCCUCAGGUAGGUUCCUGCUCAGUCUCUCACCGUGUUCCUGUCGCCCAAACACCACUGGAGACUCGCCUGCAGGAAGUGCGUCUGGCGGUGAGAGACGGAGCGACGGAGAUCGACAUCGUCAUCAGCAGACUUUGGCCCUCACAGGACAGUGGGGAAGCCAUGUAUGAUGAGAUCCGCCAGUUUCGAGAGGUCUGUGGAGACGCCCACAUGAAGACCAUCCUGGCUGUGGGAGAACUCGGAACCUUCACCAACGUCUACAAGGCCAGCAUGGUGGCCAUGAUGGCAGGCUCAGACUUCAUCAAGACCUCCACCGGGAAGGAGUCCGUCAACGCCACCUAUCCCGUCGCCGUGGUGAUGGCCAGAGCCAUCCGGGACUACUUCCUGCGAACGGGCCACAAGGUGGGCUUUAAGCCAGCGGGCGGCAUCCGGACGGCUCAGGAGUCUCUGCUGUGGCUGAUGUUAAUCAAGGAGGAGCUGGGCGGCGACUGGCUCCGCCCACACCUGUUCCGCUUCGGGGCCAGCAGCCUGCUGGCCGACAUCGAGAGGCAGAUCUCCCACCAGGUGACGGGACGCUACGCAGCCUAUCAGGAGCUUCCUCUGGCCUGAACACACAGGAAACGGCUUCUCCGCUUUUCACAAUAAAGUCCGUGAUAAAGACGA
Molecule: messenger RNA, 1125 nt
Organism: Salarias fasciatus (jewelled blenny)
Lineage: Eukaryota; Metazoa; Chordata; Actinopteri; Blenniiformes; Blenniidae
Gene: dera
Product: deoxyribose-phosphate aldolase (putative)
Exons: 11
Coding region: 1-1071 (356 amino acids)
Biological process (GO): carbohydrate catabolic process; deoxyribonucleotide catabolic process
Cellular component (GO): cytoplasm
Molecular function (GO): deoxyribose-phosphate aldolase activity
Source: RefSeq, a predicted model, not a curated record